CCGGUAGCCGUAGCCUUCCCUGGCGGCCCUGUCAGCAGCAACUGGCAGUGCCUGGCACCCGGCCCCCCUCCCUCCACAGCACCUGCAUCCCAGCACCCUGAUCCAAACACCCCGAGCACCACCCCCAGCACCCUGAUCCAAACACCCCGAGCACCAGGUGCCCACCCCCAGCACCCUGAUCCAAACACCCCGAGCACCAGGUGCCCAUCCUCUGCAUCUCCCCAAACAUUAGCAACAUCCCCUAUCAGCAGCAGCCGCAUCAGUAGCCAUAUUCCCCCAGCACGAAUCCAUUAAACAGAAGCCGCAUCCCCAGAGCAGCAUCUUCCCUAACAGUAGCCGCAUCCCCCGCCCGCUGCAGCCCUCCGGUCCCCGCCCCGGUCCCUGUUUCCCUGCCAGUGACAGCGGCCGCAGUGCAAUGAAUGAGCAGCAUCCGCAUCCCCGCACAGACUAGGCGUUUCCUGGAAUCCUCCACAAAGAGCGUUAUAACCCCUGAACCUCUGGCUCAUACCCACAGCUGUUUACACAUCCUGGCAUCUCCCUGGCACCCAGUCUGCUGCUGCCCUCUGUAUACACAGCCAUGACUGGCAUGGGCACUCUGCUAUGGGUAUUUUACAGUUUCUAAGUAUCUGCAUCCAGGGACCUAUGCCCUAUAUAUUUCUCUGCUCUGCAACAAAAAGGUGAGGUGCUGGGAUCAUAAACAGGAGCACCAGACACCCAAGCAGUGGGGGACAAGAUGAGUAAUAAAUCAAAGAGCAGUGAGUCGCUCAAGGUGGUGGUUCGAUGCCGUCCCAUUAACAGGAAAGAGGAGGUCGCUGGUUGCGACAGGAUAGUGACCAUGGAUGUUAAACUGGGGCAGGUAACCAUACGGAAUCCCAGGGCUGGACCUGGAGAGCUGCCAAAAACAUUCACCUUUGAUGCUGUUUAUGAUGCCAGUUCCAAGCAGGCCGACUUGUAUGAUGAGACGGUUAGGCCCCUUAUAGAUUCCGUCUUGCAGGGAUUUAAUGGGACCCUGUUUGCUUAUGGGCAGACGGGCACAGGGAAAACCUUCACCAUGCAGGGUGUCUGGUCAGAGGCAGAUAAAAAGGGAGUGAUACCCAACACAUUUGAACAUAUUUUCACCCAUAUCUCCCGGUCUCAGAACCAGCAGUAUUUGGUGAGGGCAUCUUAUCUGGAGAUUUACCAGGAGGAGAUCAGAGACCUUUUGUCUAAAGAACAAAACAAGAGGCUUGAACUGAAGGAGAAUCCAGAGACUGGGGUUUAUAUUAAGGAUUUAUCCUCUUUUGUGACCAAGAAUGUGAAGGAGAUAGAGCAUGUCUUGAAUUUAGGAAACCAGGCUCGGUCUGUUGCCUGUACCAACAUGAAUGAGUACAGCUCUAGGUCCCACACCAUAUUUGUUAUUACAGUGGAGUGUAGCGAGAUAGGUGUUGAUGGAGAUGAACAUAUCCGAGUUGGGAAACUCAACUUAGUGGACUUGGCUGGCAGUGAGCGACAGAGUAAAACAGGAGUGAACGGUGAUCGGCCAAAAGAAGCUUCUAAAAUCAACCUCUCACUUUCAGCAUUGGGCAAUGUAAUAUCUUCACUGGUGGAUGGCAGAAGCACUCACAUUCCUUAUAGAGACUCUAAGCUGACCCGUUUACUUCAGGACUCUCUAGGUGGCAAUGCAAAGACCAUCAUGGUGGCCACACUGGGUCCCUCAUCUCACCAUUAUGAUGAAACUUUGUCCACUCUCAGGUUCGCCAAUAGGGCCAAAAACAUCAAGAACAAACCAAGGAUCAAUGAAGACCCCAAGGACACUUUGCUUAGGGAAUUCCAGGAAGAGAUUGCCAGGCUGAAGGCCCAACUGGAGAAGCGAGGCAUGCUAAGCAAAAAGAGACGAAGGAAUAGCCGUAGAAAAAAAUCAGUGGAUGGAGAUGGAGCACCUGAUACUGAAGCAGAAGACGAGAAUGAGGACAACCUAAUUGACAAGAAUGUGGGGAGUUACCUGAAAGAGCAGGCCGAGAGGCUAGAGCAGGAGAAAGCCGCCAUCCAGGAUGACCACAGCUUGUUGGCCGAGGAAAAGCUGAAACUAAUUGAAGAAAAGGAGAAGAUGAUGGAGGAUCUGACUAAGGAGCAAAAAGCUACAGAGAUGCUGGCUGUGAAAUUUAAGGCAAUGGAGAGCAAGCUGCUGAUUGGAGGGAAGAAUAUCAUGGACCAUACGAACGAGCAGCAGAAAAUGCUGGAGAUAAAGCGUCAGGAGAUAGCAGAACAGAAACGUAGAGAGCGGGAAAUGCAGCAGGAAAUGCUCGUGAGGGAUGAGGAGACGGUGGAACUGCGAGGAACCUACACAUCUCUGCAGCAGGAGGUGGAGAUGAAGACGAAGAAACUCAAAAAGCUGUAUGCCAAGCUGCAGGCCGUAAAGGCCGAGAUACAGGAUCAGCACGACGAGUACGUGCGGGUGAGACAGGACCUGGAACAGGCACAGAACGAACAGACGCGGGAGCUGAAAUUCAAGUAUCUGAUUAUAGAGAACUUCAUCCCGCCAGAAGAGAAGAACAAGAUUAUGAACCGGCUUUACUAUGACUCUGAUGAAGACCAGUGGAAAUUUCAGCCCCUUGUACCGCCGGGGAACGCCAGUGGAGGAGGCAGCACAAUGAAAAGACGACCGUCUUCAGCAGUAGGGUACAAGCGACCCAUCAGUCAAUAUGCACGGGUUGCCAUGGUGAUGGGGUAUCACCCCAGAUACCGGGCUGAGAACAUUAUGUUCCUAGAGCUGGACCUCAGUCCUCCUGCCGUGUUUGAGAUGGAUUUCUCCAAAGAUCGGACGGAACAAGAUCCACGCACUCUGCACUUGGAAAGGUUAACUCGCUUGGACAGUCUUAUGGAGCGUCCGGCAGCCGUGAGAGUUCGGAAAUCUAGAUCCUGGUGCCAGCAGCCUCGGCCUCUCCCCUCCUCGGCCACCCACAUCUCUCUUUCCUCCAGCAGUCAGAGGCGUCCUCUGUCUCCAACCCACGAAUGAUGACCUAACUUCAUUGCAGCAUUUGCCAUGCCCAGUGUGCUACUGGAGGCUUCGCUUCUUCCGGACUGAGAGGCACCGGAUUGUCACGCCUGCUGUUCAUCUGGUGCCAGGGGCAGAGACCUAAUAGGGGGAUGGGACAUUAUGACCACUUUUAUUUAAAGAUGUACAAUAUUUAUUUAUUUAUUUAAUAUUUAUGUGGCUAGGAAUCUGCUGCCGGUUUCUGCCAACUUAUGUUUUCAAUGGCACCACGGGAGGCAGAAGUUUAACCAGUGGCAAAUGGACUUGCAGUCUCGGGACUGUUACCCACACAUGUGCAAAUGGCACUUGCUUAAAAAACUAUUCCACUCAAGUAAUUCCCAGUGACGUGGAUAAUCCAAGACGGAAAUUGUCCUACUAUGUUCUGUUUUUCAACCCCAUUGCCAAGAAAUAAAUACUACAAGAUGUCCAGGAAAUAAUCUACAUUGUAGCAUCAAGAGCCAGGACUGGCGCAAUCGUCCUUAUUCUAAGCAGCAUAUCCAGCUCAGCACAUGUGGGACGUCACUUUUUCUGGUGUGUCCGAUGUCAUCCAGAGGAUUUGGCAUACAGUCUUGCACUUCAAAUGCCAGUGCCUUAUCUCAAGGCUUCUUACCAUCAAACCUUGGCCUUUUUAAGGAUCUUAUAGACUAUUCAUCUUCUCUCCAUUUGGAAUUGCAUCUGCUCAUGGAGGUCAUCUGCCGCAGGUGCCAAUAUGAUGCGUUGUGUACUUUAAUCAGAUGGAAAAACCAGAUUAUGAGACUCUUGUUUCAUUAUUUUACCUCUCAUACCACAUAUGUGUAAUUAAGUUGCAACACAAUAUUACGAGAGCUUAAAUAUUCUGAUACUUGGGAACAAUUCACUGAUUAUUCUAUACUUUUUUGAAAAUUCAAGAUGAAGUUGUUAUUGGAUGAAUCAGACCUUAUUGCAUUUGCUUAAAAAAAAAAUACUUUGCCAUUAGGCCAGUCAUUCUGUCACACAGAAGAUAUAAGGGCUAGGGCCAUUAACUGUUAUUUACAUCAUAGACCUUAACGACCAAUACAGAACUAAUUAAUAUAAAUGCAUUAAACGCCACUCAUCUCCAUAAGUUGCAAGCCAGGGAAUUGGUAAUAUUUGGAGCUGACUCCUUAAAAAUCAUUGAUCUAUAUUGUAACUGAAUUCUAAUGGAUUCUGCAUUCUAGUUGAGGAUACAAUGCCAGGAAAUGUUUUUUUUUACAUAUUUCUGCCAGACAGAGUUGUAAACUGUUGUAAAGCAAUGGAUUUAAAAGCUUUGUGGGGUAAGAGAAGAAACGUUCAACUUACUGGAAAUUAAUAUUAGGCAUUGUGCAAUAAUGCUGAAUAUCUCUAUGCAGUCCCAAAUCCUUAAUCUCCCUACAAUGAAAGUAACAUAACAUAUGGUAACCAAAUUCUAUGCUAUCUGCAUAGCCCACACAGCACAAGGAUCAUUUGUUUUCUGGGUAUUCUUAUCUCUGAAAGGCUUUAGUGAGACAGCUCAGACAUUCUAGACUAGUAGCAGAUGUAAUGGGCACAUGAUAUAUGCCAGCCUGGAUGGUCACAUUUCUGUCUUCAAAGACGACCCUGAAAGUUGCAGAGAAUCUUGUCACAUGUAGUAUAAAUACCCUUGUUCUGUACCAUUAGCACUUAACUCAGAUUCACUAUCAUUUGCCACCUGUGAUAGCACCACACUGGUUUAUUCCUUACUGUGUCUUUGUGUGUCAUCUAUGGAUCAUUGCUAUGUUUGUUACUGCAGAGAGAUGGCACUAUCUUGUCCAAACAUCCAUAACAAUGUCACCCAGUUGUGUUAAAACUUCCUGAUGGAAUUAUCUAGUUGUGUUCAUGUCUAGGCCUGUGUAUAAUGAUGUCUAGCUGUGUUAUGACCCAUGAUCAGUGGUGAUUCUAGACCUUUUAGUUUUGGGUUAGUUAGUAGUGGAAAAGCUAAAUAAUAAAUGGUUGCUGGUGGCAUUGGUGGGGUCCACCAUUUUCUUCUA
This is a messenger RNA of Bombina bombina (fire-bellied toad), 4995 nucleotides long. RefSeq names its product kinesin family member 3C (gene KIF3C). Gene Ontology annotation, molecular function: microtubule binding; ATP binding; microtubule motor activity. The transcript is spliced from 9 exons. Gene Ontology annotation, biological process: microtubule-based movement. The record is from RefSeq and is a predicted model, not a curated record. The coding region runs from base 734 to 2995 and encodes 753 amino acids. NCBI's taxonomy places the organism in Eukaryota, Metazoa, Chordata, Amphibia, Anura, Bombinatoridae.